Molecule: messenger RNA, 2106 nt
Organism: Lodderomyces theae
Lineage: Eukaryota; Fungi; Ascomycota; Pichiomycetes; Serinales; Debaryomycetaceae
Gene: HMS1
Product: Hms1p
Exons: 1
Coding region: 1-2106 (701 amino acids)
Molecular function (GO): protein dimerization activity
Source: RefSeq, a predicted model, not a curated record
AUGCCAUUUAGAGAAUUUCAAUACAGUUUAUAUUUGGAACCUACAAUGUAUGAUAAUGAGCAACACCAGCAUACAAUAGACAAGCAACAAAAACAGCACCAUUUUCAACUGCAAAAUCUACAGCACAAUAGCUCUCGAGAAAACGCAUACCAAUCCUCUUCUCAACAACAACAGCCCAAUUCAGAUCCUCAGUCACAACAACAUUACCGACACACAAGCAUAACUAGAUCAAAUCAAAACCAAGAUGAUAUCCAAAGCAUUGGAUCAAACAGUACCGAGCCACAUUACAGUCCUAGCUCUAUGCAGCUACACAACAAAGAACAGGCUGACCAAGUUAAUCUUCAACGGCAACAACAAGAGCAGCAGCAACUACAACAUCAGUAUCUUGGAAGGUUGGAAGAGACACUGUGCUUUGCAUGCACCAGUAGUACGGAGAAUUUGAUAAAGAUGGAGGAGAACAAUAUUGGCAACGCUACCAAUUUCCAAGAAGAGUUUGAUUUUACACUUAAUCAAUCGUUUCCUCAGUACUUGAACGGAAGGGCAAAAGCGUUGAGCUUACCGUCAUCAACAUCAAUUCACAAUGAGUAUCAGCAAAACGGCUUUCAUUUCAGGGAAUUACCUAGUAACACACAAUACUUGGGGAACGAACUAACACCAUUUCCCACGUCGGCUGACAAUGCGACAAUGGUUAACAAUUAUAAUCAAUUAGAUAAUGAGUUACCUACCCAUGGAAACGACGUCAAUGGGAGCCAAUUCCAACAACUGAGCUUUUUAGAGAAUGAGUCACUGAUUGGAAGACCAGCUAAUAUGGUUGACAAUGUUGUCCAUCAAGCAUCACUGACACAGAAUCAUCAUCAGCAACAACAACAGCAACAACAACAGCAACAACAACAGCAGCAGCAGCAGCAGGGGCAGCGUUCUCAACAGACACCACACUCACAAGCCAUCUCACAACAGAGUCUUUUGGGCUCUCCUCUUACUGUUCAAAACUCAACUAUUGGUGCUUCCAGUCCAAUGAAUGGCAAUUUAAUGAAGAGUAUUGAUGCAGCAAUGACAAGCAUCAACACUUCAAUCAACCGUGGCGAGGAGCCUAGCAAUGCCAGCUUGGAUGAAGAGUCAAACACAAGUUUCCAAACCCACACGCCUACACCCCCACCUGCAAGCUUCAACAUUGCAUCGUCGUCAGCUUCAUCAGCGUCAACACUAUCAUCGAUGCAAGCAAAUGGGAUUGCAACAAUGACGAAAUCAAGGUUACAAAACUUUGGACCUGUGUCCAAAUCACCAUUGUUGUCACCAUUAAACAAAGAAGUGAGACAGUUUACAACAACACCAUCAGCGCAGCCACCUUCAUCAAGAGCAUCCUCAAUCAAUAAACAAAGAAAACUAGCGUUAUCCAAUGUGAAAUCGGAAAUGGAUACAACGUCUACAUCCACUUUCGCUUCAUUUAGUUCUUCACAAGUGCCACCAUCUUCAGCAGCAAUGGUAUCAGCUACAAGUUCAGGACUGUUACCAACCCCAUUCAUUUCCACACCCGUGUCAUCUACAAGUUCAAAAUUUACAACUACAACAGCACGACUCUUGAAGAAAAAACAAACUGGUCGGCCAAGAAUCAAAUCAGCUCAUAAUGUGAUUGAACAACGGUACCGGAACAAGAUCAACAACAAAUUCAAUGCAUUACAAGAGUCGGUGCCCACGUUGAAAGUAUUGUUGUUGCGCAAGUUGCAAGAAAAACAACGUUUACGACUCCAACGCCAAACCGAAGAAGAAAGAGGUGGUGGUACUCCCACUAGUGAUGCUAUCACCUGCACUGGUUUAUCCAUUCCUCCUGCUGCUGAAGACAGUUUAUCCGAUAACGAAGACUUGACCAACUUCGACGGACUUGACAUGCAAAUUGUUGAUGAUCGUGAGAUUGAAAGCAUAGAUUUGGAAGGAUUGGAGCCGGCUCGUAAAUUGAACAAGGGUACCAUAUUGGCCAAGUCGAUUGAGUAUAUCAAGUUUUUGGAAUCAAAGAAUGAGAAGUUGCAACUUGUUCAUGACGCGUUGGUGAAUAAAGCUAGAUUGAUGGGGUUGAAUUUGGAUGAACAGGGUGAUACCAACAUGAGUUGA